AGCAGGACGUCACCCCCUAAAUUUAAUCCGAAUGAAAAUGUGGAAUGAAAUCCGGGAAGGCGGGGGGCGGAGAUGAGAUCGGGAAGUGCCGUGACCCUCUCCGGCGAUCGACGAGCAGGUAGCUCCGACUCUCCGAUCUCGAGCUCGCGCUGUGGUUCUUAGCGCACCGUCAGCUCUCCGAGGUACUGGACUCUGUGGUUUUCCGGCGAGAAUCCGUGGUCUUCCAGCGGCAUUGUGGUUGCCGGUCGCCGGGCUCAGUGGGGUUUAGGCCCCCUCUCAACGGUCGGUGCUGCAUCCUCCGCUGGGUCCGGUGCAUUCUUCUCCUUUUUGGAGUAUUUUUAUGGUUUAGCUCUUGGGUUUUCGCUUUUCGAAGUACUAGUGCCACGUUCUGCUUCUUCUACUUCUUCUGUAAUCUUGUCUUGUCCCCAAAGGGCAAAGGCGUUCAUUUCUGCUCUUCUGGUUGUUCCAUUUUUUCCUCCCCUCUUGUUUCUCUGCUGACUGCUGUGGUUUGGAGAAAUCCGGGGUUUCUGAAGAACCUGAGUUGGAGUGACGAUUUUUGCGUCAGAGUGGGUGGUGCAUAGAGAGUUAACCGGAUUUUUGGCGAACUUGAACGGCAGGAGUGCCGGAGUCGGUGAUCGAGCUGAAAAGUGUCGUUCCUUUCCUCGGAUUUAUGAAUUUCGAGGGAAUUGGGGGUUUCGAAAGCGUCUGAGUGAGUGGGGGUGUGAGUUUUACGUGGGGAGUUGAGUACAGGAUAGACGUAGACUGUCGUGGUGUCUGUCAAUAGAAGGAAAGUAUAGGGGAAGGAGAAAGGGUGGGGGGCUUGAUUUUCAUGGACGAAAUGGAGGAGGCACGUGCGGAUCCGAUUCAACGCCUCCAAUCUUCCUUUGGGACCUCAUCUUCUUCGUUCCCGAAGCAGCAGGGAAGCAAAAUCGAGCUCCCGCAGUCUAUCAAUUCCCAGAUCCGAUCCCCACUGCAGCAUUUCCAGAGUCUUAAUCUCGACAGCAAGCGUCCUGGAAUUCCUCCAUCCCACCCGCAUUUGCCACCGACAUCUCCCUCCCCAAUCUCUUCUCGUCCUCCUAAUUCCCAUCCUUCUCAUAUGCAUUUCCCUGGUUCAGCCCCUGUACCAUCUCAUUCUCGAUCUUUGUCCCAGCCAGCAUUCUUCUCCCUCGACUCUUUACCGCCAUUGAGUCCAUCACCCUACCGGGACUCAUCUUCUUCAGUCUCGGACCCAAUCUCCGUUGAUAUCCCCAUGGAGGAUAGAGAUGUUGGUGGUCAACCGCAGAACCCGUCACCGCAACCUCUCGACCGUGGGAGUCGGACCCGUCCCACUGAUUCUCUUCCUCCCAGGAAGGCCCACAGGCGAUCCCAUAGCGAAAUCCCGUUUGCUUUCGCUGGAGGCUCACUGCCUUCGCCGACCUUUAUUCAGCAAAACUUCCUCGACAAAGUUGCUUCUCUAAAGGAGAAUUUUGGGCCUAAGGUCAAGCAAGAAUUUGAUUGGGACAGAAGCACUGCUCCGAACAUUGUAGAUAUGGGUGACAAAAAAUCUGAUAAGGAGGUUGCAGAUGAUUUGUUCUCUGCAUACAUGAAUUUGGACACAGUAGAGGCUUUGAGCAGCAGUGGAGUUUCUGAUAAGCAGGGUUCUCAAAAUCAUGACGAUUUGGAUAGUGGAACCAGUGGUACGAAAGCAAAUUGCUUUAAAGACGAUCUAAUAGACAGCAGUGAUGAUGCUGAGAGCAGUGUGAAUGAAACUAGUAAUGGUCUACAGUCCUUAAAUCCUUCCCUAUUGCUCGAGAAAGAGAAGAGAGAAGGCAGCAAAUCUAAUGCUGCUGCUCAUACCGUCAACUCACGCCAUUGUAGAAGCCUUUCAAUGGAUAGCUUCAUGGGGAGGAUGCCAAAUUUUUGUGAAGGUAGUCCUAAAUUGCCUCCUUCACCAGGGAAUGAGGGACCUCGACAUCCUCGCAGCAACUCUAUGAAUGGAGCAACUCCUUUUAGUUUGGAGUUUGGGAAUGGGGAGUUCAGUGGUGAUGAGCUGAAGAAGAUUAUGGCCAGUGAAAAGCUUGCGGAGAUCGCAAUGACUGAUCCCAAACGUGCUAAAAGGAUAUUGGCUAAUCGCCAAUCAGCUGCACGUUCAAAAGAAAGGAAGAUGCGCUAUAUUUCAGAGUUAGAACACAAGGUGCAAACCUUACAAACAGAAGCUACCACAUUAUCUGCACAGUUGACGUUGCUUCAGAGGGACUCUGCUGGGCUUACAAGCCAAAACAAUGAGCUGAAAUUUCGACUUCAAGCUAUGGAACAACAAGCUCAGCUACGAGAUGCUUUGAAUGAAGCACUCACAGAGGAGGUUCGACGGCUUAAAUUGGCUACUGCGCAGUUGGGGGAUGCACAGGUUGCAACUGUAGGUUUAUCCUCGGGUGUUCCAAAUACAUUAACUAGCCAACAACGUACCUGCUUAUGAGAUGUAACAACAAGAAGAUAUCACGAGAACCGAUGGCCAGAAAAAAGAGUGCAAAACUAAGGAAACCAAUAGUUAUAUUUAGAUGUAGUGUAUUGUGUCUGCUGCUGUAGUUCGUCUGCCAGCAAGUUGUAUGUUAUUUGUAACCCUCGGGAUAUCUUAUCUGAACAAAGGUUCACUGUUUUGAAAGGGUUUGUAUUGUUUUGGUUAAUGCCUUCGAGCCCAUGUUGCGAUUAUUGUGGUCAGUGGCUAUAGCAGAACGCAGAUGAUUAUUCUUAUACUUCGUUGUUUUUGUUGUCAUCUUCAAUUUUUUUCCUCUUUUCAUUUUUUGUAAGUUCAGUCUGAGAAGACGGUUCCAGUGUACAUUACAACACCUAUCUUCUUUUUUCCUGUUUGUGGUAUUGGAGCAAAGUAACAUUUAAUCGUAUUCA
Messenger RNA from Nymphaea colorata (pocket water lily), 2883 nucleotides. Its product is annotated as bZIP transcription factor 29-like. Gene Ontology annotation, biological process: regulation of DNA-templated transcription. The record is from RefSeq and is a predicted model, not a curated record. Gene Ontology annotation, cellular component: nucleus. NCBI's taxonomy places the organism in Eukaryota, Viridiplantae, Streptophyta, Magnoliopsida, Nymphaeales, Nymphaeaceae. Gene Ontology annotation, molecular function: DNA-binding transcription factor activity. The transcript is spliced from 4 exons. Bases 830 to 2455 code for a protein of 541 amino acids.